Messenger RNA from Drosophila sulfurigaster albostrigata, 2942 nucleotides. It is a transcript of the gene Dlic, whose product is annotated as cytoplasmic dynein 1 light intermediate chain 1. The record is from RefSeq and is a predicted model, not a curated record. Gene Ontology annotation, biological process: microtubule cytoskeleton organization; microtubule-based movement. Lineage: Eukaryota; Metazoa; Arthropoda; Insecta; Diptera; Drosophilidae. The transcript has 8 exons. Gene Ontology annotation, molecular function: dynein heavy chain binding. Bases 304 to 1812 code for a protein of 502 amino acids. Gene Ontology annotation, cellular component: cytoplasmic dynein complex; centrosome.
UGUGUCAUAGUUUCGUUGUACUAUUUCAGCGAAAAAUUCAUCAUCUCAAUAUCGGGCGUAUUUAUUUUGUUGUUGUUAUUUUCAUUCAACAAUAACGCAAAGCAAAGUAACGAACGAACCUCAAAUGCAGCAAUCAACACGCUAAGCAACAAAUCUCGUACAAAAAGGAAACAAUUUGCAAGCGAAGUGCACACAAUAUAAACUUGAGUAAAAGCUGCACAGCUGCCCGCCCACCCAUCACCACCCCCUCGUUAAGCAAGCAAUAGAGGAGAGCGACUGCUGCAACUGCUAAAAGAGGACGCCAUGGACAGCGUCACGCAAACGAUGACAACAACAACGGGCAGCAAUGCGCUGACAUCAUCCUUCACUACGAAGAAGAAGGAUGCCGCCGCCGACAAGGAGAAUCUCUGGUCAGCGAUAUUGAAUGAAGUACAAACACAAGGCAGCACAAAGUUACCAUCAAACAAAUCUGUACUAGUAUUAGGUGAUAAUGCCACUGGCAAGACGACACUCAUUGCCAAGCUGCAGGGCGUCGAGGAUCCCAAGAAGGGCUCCGGCCUUGAGUAUGCAUACAUUGAUGUCAAGGAUGAGUACAGAGACGAUAUGACGCGCCUAAGCGUUUGGGUUCUGGAUGGCGAUCCAGGACACACAAAUCUGCUGCACUAUGCGCUUAACGAAACGAACUAUGCACACACCCUCGUCAUAUUAACAGUCUCGAUGACACAGCCGUGGGGCUGGCUCGAGCAGCUCAAUCAAUGGAUCAAGGUGCUGGCCCAGCACAUUGAGAGCCUGCAAUUGGAUCCCAAAGAGAAGGAGGCGGCCCGUCAACGUUUGGCAACGACGUGGCAAAGCUAUUGCGAGGUCGGCGACGAUUUGGAUCCCGGCUCACCAGUGAAACGCACCAUGCACAACAAUUCUAUUGAUGAGGAUGAUCUGUUGCCGCUGACAGAGGACGCACUAAUUACAAAUCUGGGCCUCGACAUUGUUGUCGUUGUCACAAAGACGGACUACAUGACAACGCUUGAGAAGGAGUACGAGUAUCGAGAUGAACACUUUGAUUUCAUACAGCAAUGGAUACGGAACUUUUGCCUGCGGCACGGCACCUCGCUCUUUUACACCAGCGUCAAAGAGGAUAAAAACUGUGAUCUCCUUUACAAAUAUCUAACGCAUCGAAUUUAUGGUCUACCAUUCCGUACGCCAGCGCUAGUCGUUGAAAAGGAUGCGGUGCUCAUUCCGGCGGGUUGGGAUAGCCUCAAGAAAAUAAGUAUUCUAUAUGAGAACAUGCAUGCGGUCAAGGCCGAGAAUCAUUACACAGACAUAAUCAAAGCGCCGCCAACACGAAAGGCGGUUUCCAAUCGCGAGACAGAGGUGCAAACGGAGGACGAACAGGCGUUCUUGGCGCGCCAGCAGGAGAUACUCAAGCAAGGUGGCCAGGUGCGCGGUGAGUCGCCGUUGCGUUCUCAAGGCGCCAGCGCUGGCGGCAACAAGGCCGGACCACGUACGCCCGGCAGUGCCGGCCAGAGUUCACCCAAAAAGAUCGAUCCCAAGCUAACGCCUGCCACGCCGGGCGGUGAAGGUGUGCUGGCCAACUUCUUUAACUCUCUGCUACACAAAAAGUCCGGUGGACCAGCUGGCGGACCGGCAGGUGCAGCCAGUCCAGGCGGUGGCAUGGGCACGCCACGGACCUCCAAUGGCACCGAUGCUCUGAUGACGGCCGAGAAGUUGGCCGUGCGCUCAGAUGCCGCUGCCGAGCUGGAUCGAUUGGCGCGUAGCGUUAAAAAGGAUAUCGAUCUGUCCCAAAGUGAGUGUUGAAUGUGUGUCUGCGCCACAACAGCAACAGUAACCACAACCACAACCACAACAAAUAUCUACAGUAACAACAGCAACACACUAAACAACUGCAACGUCUACACAAUGAUAUCAAUGAGAUAAACAUCUGUUAAACAAACAAAAAAAAAAAAAAAAAACUGCUGCUGCCCAUUAAAUGAGCAAUACGCAGCAAUUGAAAUGACAUCGGUAGCGUUAGUUUAGCGUGCAAAAGUAUAAAGUAUACAACAUAUAAAAUGAAGAGAAACCCAUAUGAAAGACAUCAAAGACACACACACACAACAUUUAUGGAGAAUGGGCUAAGGUCUUAUUCUUAGGUAAAAAGUGAACACACACAUUUAGCUUAUCGUUUCCGACUUGUCCGACAUGCACGUGCUUAAUCUAUACGUAUUUAAAAAAAGGAAACAGAAAAUAUAAAUAUAUUUAUAAUAAUUAUGAUUUAUUAUUAUUUUUCUUUUCUGUUCAUUUGGGGCCACACUUGUGUAUAAUAAUAAUAAUAAUUUAUUUAAAUUAUGUAAUUGUUGAAAGUGUAAAUUACAAAGUGCGAUGCUGUUGUCCACUGAGAAGAGAUUCAAAACUAAGCGAUGCUCAUGCCCCAUGCGCCCAGAGGGCGUGGCAAUUGCUUACACACACACCUACACACACUUUACACUUAACUGUAGUUGAUAGCUUGUAUGUACUUUUUAAUUAUAUUAAUUAAUUACACAACACACAUACACACUGGCUUUAUGUAGUAUUUGUUAGAAACAUUUUUUUUUUUGGCGCCCUUAAGAGCAAGUAAAAGGCUGGCAAAAGAUAGAUGAAGAUGAAGUGGAGGCAAGGAACAACAAAUGGAAAAGCAACGCAAGUGAAAUUUGAUAUGAAUAUGAAUAUUUAAUUUAUGUAAAGUGCUAAUUUAGGCUUCAAUCAAAAUGCAAUUGUUGCGUAUCUUUUGUUUUUCUUUGUGUGUGAUGAUGAUGAUGAUUAUUGAAAGCAAAUUUGAUUUUAACAUAGUCUGAUUAUUAUUUUUUCUCGCUCAAAGCCACACGCGUUUAAUUAAUAUAGAAUACAAGAAGAAAUACGAGAACAAUGUAACACAAAAAAAAACAUUAAACAAAAAAAAAAAAAAACAUAAA